UAUUUGUUUAUUUAUUUAUUUUUUUGAUACAAAGCAUGUCGCCAAUAAAGUUAAGCUUAAUUGAAGGCACACAUAUUUCUUCGCUAAAUAAUCAAAUAUGCUUUACCAACGACUGUAUUAAUGCAGCUGCAAACUUAUUACAUUCAUUAGAUAUGAACAUUGAUCCCUGUUCUGAUUUUUAUCAAUUUACUUGUGGUAAUUGGAUUAAAGAUACUAUAAUUCCUGAAGAAUUGGCAGGAUUUGGUAUAUUAGAAGUAGAGUCAAUGAAGCAUAGAGAACGAUUAAGAACAAUAUUUGAUGGAACCUAUGAAACUCUUUUACGCUCAACGUUAUCUUUAUCCAGUUUUCAAGUGACAACAAAGAAAAACAUAGAUAUUGACAAAGCUAAUUUCAAAGUCUUAAAAAAUUAUUAUACGUCAUGUAUCGAGAUUAAUGAUGCAGAUAAUGUACUUAAUUUGGCAACCUUCUAUAAGGAUUUAAAUAAGCUGCAAUUGGAAAUAACUGAACUAGAGAAUAGAAAUAUUUCAUUCCAAAUUAAUGACAAACUAUUUGAUAUCAUUAGUUAUCCAAAAUCGGAAGAAAGUAUGAUUAUAGAAGUAGGAGGGCUCUUUUCAAUUGAGAUAUAUCAUAAUGAUAAUAAUAGAAAAGAAAUGGGAAUUGCCAUUUUUCCACCGUCUGAAUUAGAUAAUAUUAAUAUAGCACCACUGGAAGACCUAAGUUCAGAAUUACUCUAUAAUUUAGUUUCUUCUCUAUUUAGUGCAAACAAUUUUACAGACAGAGAUCGAACAAGGAAUUCACUCUUGGAAGACAUAGGUUUAAAGACUUUAUCAAACUUCGAUAUUUAUUCAAUAGUAGAUAAUGCUGUUUCUGCACAAAUCGAAUUAUUGAAAUUCAGUAAAUCAUCAUUUGUUGGAGAUUUUAGUAAAGUUUACUCAGUAGAUGAUGCAGUUACAUUGUUUCCGUUUAUAGACUGGAAGUCAAUAUUGAAAUCAAAUAUACCUCAAAAUCAUGAUUUAUCCAAUUUGAAGAUAAAUAUUAACAAUAUCAAUUAUUUCAACAAGCUUCAGUAUUUUGCAAACAUUAAUGAUCCAUCACGUUUCAUAUAUAGAGACGGAAUAAUAGACUUUAUCAUCAUUCAUAAAAUAGUUCAAGAUGCAUCAAAAUUAGAUAAAGAAAUGCGUGAUCUUAUGCCAGAUACACCUUAUCAGACAAGGUCAAGUUUAUGUAUAGAUAAAACAUUAGAUAAUUUUGGACUUGUAGCAGGUCGGUUUUAUUCUAUGAUUACAUUUGAUGGAGAAUCUGAUCGGUUAAAGUUAGAAGAAAUAGCAAAUACAAUUAAAAAGUCUCUGAGGGAUCGUAUCGAGAAUGCUAGUUGGUUAGAUAUCUCGACUAGAAAAGCUGCUAUUAAGAAGUUGAAUACAAUGAGUACUUCUAUCGGUUAUAGUCUAUCUUUUCCUGAUGAACGUUCACCACUCGAUAUUCAUUUUUAUUUAAAUGGACUUGAAACAACUACUGAUAAUUUUUAUGAAAAUGAAAUGUCUGUUAUUAAAUGGAUUUUACAAACUUAUUGGGGCACGUUAGGAAGAUCAAUAAAUGCUGGUGAAUGGCUUGGUAUUAUAAGUCCACAAGUAUUAAAUGCGUUUAAUUUAUUAUCUAGAAAUAGUGUAUUUGUGAGCGCUGCAUUUGCUCAAAAGCCAAAUUAUGAUAAACAUUAUCCAGAUUAUUUUAAUUAUGGGGGUAUCGGACAAACUUUUGGACAUGAGUUUUCUCAUGGAUUUGAUGACUUUGGUUCAGAAUAUGAUGAAUUUGGCAUUGAAAACAAUUGGUGGUCUGAAGAAACAAAGCUUAAAUACAACGAAAAGGUACAAUGUUUCAUUGAACAGUACUCAAAAGCCACUAUUACAGAUGAAAAUGGGGAAGAGUAUUCUAUUGAUGGUUAUUUAACAUUAGGAGAAAAUAUAGCAGAUAUUGAGGGCUUAUCUGCAGCUUAUGAUGCUUAUUUAAAUUUAAAACGUAGUGGAAAAGGCUAUAAUCCUAUACUUCCUGGUCUUCAUAAUUAUUCACCUGAGGCUCUUUUUUUCAUUAAUGCUGCUCGUUCAUUUUGUUCAAAGCCUUUACCUGGGACAGUGAAAGACUCGCUCACUGAUGAACAUGCACCGGACUCUAUUCGAGCAAAUAAAGUCUUUCAAAAUAAUGAAGAUUUUGCCAAAGUAUUUAAUUGCCCUAUAGGAAGCAAAAUGAAUCCUAAAGCUGAGAAAUGUAAAAUAUGGUAGAUUUGCAUACACAUAGUGUUUUUUUGUUGCUGUUGUUACUGUAUUAUAAUAAUUCUUUCUAUCAACAAGAAAUAAAUACAUCUAUUUCUCUUGUAAGCAUUCAUUGAAACUUUGUGAGAUUUUUUAGAAUAUAGUUUUCCAACUUGGAUACCCUCAAGUCCAUAAAAAUCCUGAGGCUUUUCAUUUUAUAUAACUUGUCAAAAUAAUAUACAUUAUCAAUGAUUUAAAUAUUUAAAUGUAACAAGCAUACGUAAAUAAAUAAGCUUGAUAUAAAAGAAUAUAUUUU
Molecule: messenger RNA, 2559 nt
Organism: Cokeromyces recurvatus
Lineage: Eukaryota; Fungi; Mucoromycota; Mucoromycetes; Mucorales; Mucoraceae
Exons: 11
Coding region: 36-2273 (745 amino acids)
Biological process (GO): protein processing
Cellular component (GO): plasma membrane
Molecular function (GO): metalloendopeptidase activity
Source: RefSeq, a predicted model, not a curated record